CGCGUGCGUCGAUGUAGCGUUCGCGCGCCUCAAGCUUGGGGGCGCGGUAGCCAGACUCGGCCGUUAGCGUCUCCGGCCGCGCUUCGGCUCCACUUGCCACGGCGGCUCAGCCGUCGUAAAGCGCAGCCGCGCCUACUGCUGCAAGGCGAUUUAUGUCGACUUUACGGCGUGUGGCCGUCCACACUCCUCCCGCCUGAAGCCUCGGCCUUCCAGCCCGGCCGAAACUGUGUCUGUGCGCUGCUCUUUCUAGCGCGCGCCGCCGGGCACUCGCUGGCGUUCAGGCACCCGGGACCUUAGGCGUCCGCCCGCCGCCGCCUGGCUCUUCCGCCCGCCUUGCUCCCGGCGUGCACCGCGGCGCGGCCAUGUUGCCGUAGUGUUGUUUUCUUCCUGCGGAGGCGAGGGUCCGCUGCGGACCGCGACGCGCGGGCCUCGCCUCUGCUCGCUCGCGGGCGCCGGCCCUCGCCGCUCCCCCGCCUCCCCGGCCCGCACCAGAGCCGUCGGCCUGCCAGGAGCUCGGGGGACGGCUGAAGGCCGGGCCCGGGGACCACCAUGGCGGCCGCCCUGGGCGCAGGCGGAGGAGCAGGCGCUGGAGAUGAUGACUUUGACCAGUUUGACAAGCCUGGUGCAGAACGGUCCUGGAGAAGAAGAGCUGCUGACGAGGACUGGGACAGUGAACUGGAAGAUGACUUGCUUGGAGAAGAUUUACUGUCUGGCAAAAAGAACCAGUCGGAUUUGUCAGAUGAAGAGCUGAAUGAUGAUCUGUUACAGAGUGAUAACGAAGAGGAAGAAAAUUUCAGUUCUCAGGGUGUCACCAUCAGUCUGAAUACCACCUCUGGCAUAGUUACAUCAUUUGAGCUGUCUGACAACACCAAUGACCAAUCCGGAGAACAGGAAUCUGAGUAUGAACAAGGAGAUGAUGAGCUAGCCUACCACAAACCUGAGGAACAAGAACUGUAUACUCAAGAGUACCCAGAGGAAGGACAGUAUGAAGGCCAUGAUGCAGAGUUGACAGAAGACCAAAUAGAAUAUGGGGAUGAGCCAGAGGAGGAGCAGCUGUACAGUGAUGAAGUGCUGGACAUCGAAAUCAAUGAACCUUUAGAUGAAUUUACAGAUGAAGAAUAUUUGCAGGCUUAUGGUGGGCAACAAGGGCUGCAAGUGCGGGAAGACUGUGAGGCUGAAGAUGACUUAGAUGAGAUUACUGAUUCCCAGGUUGCUUCUGAGACCCACGAGGGAGGAAUGGAAACCCUGGAACUCCAGAAAGACAUAAAAGAAGAAUCAGAUGAAGAAGAUGAUGAUGAUGAAGAAUCUGGACGAUUACGUUUUAAAACUGAAAGGAAAGAAGGAACAAUUAUUAGGCUUUCAGAUGUAACUAGAGAGAGAAGGAACAUUCCAGAAACUUUGGAACUUUCUGCAGAAGCCAAAGCUGCAUUGCUGGAAUUUGAAGAAAGAGAACGACAGCAUAAACAGGGACGCUAUGGUUCCCGGCGGGGAGGAAGGCGAGGAGGUUCUCUGAUGUGCCGUGGAAUGGGAGACCAGAGGCGAGACAACAGCGAAAGGGGAAGGAUGAAGGAGCACAGGCCUGCCCUGCUUCCUACACAGCCGUCUGUUGUGGCUCACUCUCCAAGAUUAAUCCCUCCUCCACAGCCACAGCCUCCUCCUCCACCACCACCACCACCACCUCAGCAGCAGCCAAUCAGAAGUCUGUUCCAGCAACAGCAGCUGCAGCCUCUACUCCCCUUACAGCAUCCGCAUCACCCCUCCCCACCACAGGGAGUGCACAUGCCCCCCCAGAUUGAGACUCCAAGGAUGAUGUUGACCCCUCCCCCAGUGACUCCUCAGCAGCCCAAGAACAUCCACAUCAACCCACACUUCAAGGGGACAGUGGUAACCCCUGUUCAAGUGCCCUUGCUGCCAGUUCCAAGCCAGCCGAGGCCUGCCGUGGGACCCCAAAGAUUUCCAGGCCCUCCAGAAUUUCCACAGCACACACCUGGACCUGUUCCCAACAGUUUUAACCAGCCACCUAGACUUCCUCUCCAGGACCAGUGGAGAGCCCCACCCCCACCUCAGGAACGAGACCCUUUCUUCUUAGGAGUUUCAGGUGAACCAAGAUUCCCCAGUCAUCUUUUUUUGGAACAGCGAAGUCCUCCUCCACCGCCGCCUCCUCCCACGCUCCUGAACAGCAGCCAUCCUGUUCCUACUCAGAGUCCCUUACCGUUCACUCAGCCUGGACCAGCUUUUAAUCAGCAAGGACAGCAGCCAGUGUUCCCUCGAGAGAGGCCUGUAAGACCAGCCCUGCAGCCCCCAGGCCCAGUGGGGAUCCUGCACUUUAGCCAGCCAGGGUCAGCAACUGCCAGGCCUUUCAUUCCUCCUAGACAGCCAUUUCUACCCAGCCCGGGACAGCCAUUCCUGCCUACACAUGCACAGCCUAACCUUCAGGGACCCUUGCAUCCUCCGUUGCCACCACCUCAUCAACCACAGCCCCAGCCGCAACAGCCCCAACAGCAGCCCCAGCAUCACCAGCACCAGCCGCCCCUUCAGCCUCCCCUCCAGCCUCCACACCAGCCUCCCCCACAGCAUCAGCCUCCCCCUCAGCAUCAGCCACAGCAGCACCAGCAUCAUCAUCACCUUUCUGCUCCUCCCCCUCCUCUGAUGCCCAUGUCUCAGCCGCAGUUCAGGCCGCAUGUACAGACUGCCCAGCCACAGCCCAGCAGCAGUCGGAUGCAGUGUACCCCACAUCAGGGGCUCCGGCAUAAUGCAGCAUCUCAGAAUAUAAGCAAACGGCCCAUGCAGCAGAUGCAACCCACUGCUCCCAGGAACAGUAAUCUCCGUGAACUCCCCAUAGCACCUUCACAUGUUUUGGAGAUGAGUGGUAACCGAUGCUCCUCUACACCUGUUGCUCAGGUGAAGUCCAUUGUCAACACAUCCCCACCUUGUAGGGCUGUGGUGUCUUCCAGGAGCUCACAGGGCAAUACUGAUGCAAAAGCCAAGCCACUUAGUCCUGAAGCUCAACCUAAGGAAGAAGCAAAACCAGAAGCAGAGUUUCCUGAUGAAGAUGAAGAGACAAGGUUAUAUCGCUUAAAGAUAGAGGAGCAGAAGCGCCUGAGAGAAGAAAUCCUGAAGCAGAAGGAACUACGAAGGCAACAGCAGGCUGGUGCCAGAAAGAAGGAGUUACUGGAAAGGCUUGCGCAGCAGCAGCAGCAGCAGCAGCAGCAGCAGCACCAGCCGCAGCAGCAGCAGCAGCAGCCGCAGCAGAUCUAUGGCUCGCAGACCUCCAUGGAACAAGAGGAACUGGCAGCUACACCAUCACCUACCAAUGGUAACCCAUUGUUGCCCUUUCCAGGGGCACAAUGCAGGCAGAAUGUGAAAACCAGACUUCUUGUUAAAAACCAAGACAUCACCACUGCUAGCGUUCAGCCCAAAGCGGUAAACUUUGUCCCACCUGGUGCUAACGUGCAGCAUCAAGGGCAACACUUGAGACCAUUGAAGCAUCUGCGACAGCUGCCACACAAAGUCCUUCAGGUCAAACCUAUGGAUAUGGAGGAGACCCCCCACUCCCCACAGGCCGCCAGAGUGACAUCCCUUCAGGGCCGGCCUCAGGACACCAAGCCAGGGGUGAAGAGGACUGUCAUGCACAGGGCCAACAGUGGAGGUGGUGGAGAUGGGCCACAUGUCAGCUCCAAGGUCAGGGUGAUUAAGUUGUCUGGAGGGGGAGGAGAGAGCGAUGGCUUUUCUCACACAGAAGGCCAGCCCCAGCGGCUUCCACAGCCUCCGGACAUGAGACAGCAGCCUACCCGCAAGGUGACGCUGACCAAGGGGGUUCCUCAGCAGCCUCAGCACCUUCCUGUGGGGCCCCACAUGUACCCGGCUAUUCCUCCAGGGAUUAAAAGCAUCCAAGGGAUUCACCCAGCCAAGAAGGCCAUCAUGCAUGGACGAGGACGAGGAGUGGCAGGUCCCAUGGGCCGGGGACGACUAAUGCCAAAUAAGCAGAACCUUCGAGUGGUGGAAUGCAAGCCACAGCCCUGUGUGGUGUCUGUGGAAGGUCUAUCCUCAUCCACCACUGAUGUCCAGCUGAAGAGUCUGCUGAUGUCCGUGGGCCCCAUCCAGAGUUUACAGAUGCUUCCCCAGCAGCGGAAAGCCAUCGCAAAGUUCAAGGAGCCAGCCCAUGCACUAGCGUUUCAACAGAAAUUCCACAGGCACAUGAUUGAUCUGUCCCACAUAAAUGUGGCCCUGAUUGUGGAGUGAUCUUGAAUGGAAAUAUCUGACCUCAUGCUGCACACACUGUGGAAUUUCUUCAAGGAAGCUGUAGGUCGGUGCAGGAUCCCCAGAAGUGCAGGUCUCUCCAGUCUGCAGUUUGCCAACUUGUCUGCGUGCCAGCCAGCCACAGGGUGAUUCCAGAAGAGAGCUAUUUAAACUGGUGGACAUGGGAUUGGAGUCUGGUGUUAGAUUGUUUUGAAUUCUGUUGUCCACAAGAACUCUGUUCUCGUGUUCUUUUGUUUCCGAGUGCUUAUAAUGCAUGUAGACCUUGUUCUUCGUGAUCCUGCUAUGUGAUUGGUCACAGAGUUUUAGAUUCAGGAAAGAAUGUUACCAGCUCAAAUUCCGAGGAUUUUUUUUUCCACAGCAAAGAAUAUUUGAUAAUGGUUGCACUUAUCUUCAGUACAGGCUAGAAAAGAGUUCUCAACCAGGCUUAACUGGAGUGGUCUCAGAAAGCCAUCAACAGGCUCUGGUAAAACAUAGGUAAAAAUGGGUGAUUAUGAUUGACACUCACCUGCCCUGGAAAGCCAGGGUGUGAGAUGGGUGUCUGGGAGUGGUGCCAUGGAAGUGGCGAUUCUGCUUCUUAUAAAUACCUCCAAAGUGCCACCUGUUUCAACAGAAACGCUCAGAUUGCUAGCUAGGCAAGCACUGGGCACUCCAGAGCCAGUGGCUCUGCCACCCUGCAGGCAGCCCUCUUGGCCUAGUUUUCCUGGCAUAGGGUGAGGCACAGCUUGAAAGGUGGUCAGACCUGCUUGGGCUUCUUUGCUUUUCAAAUGUCCUAGCUCUGUAGUUCGUGCUGUCAUUGGUUUGAUUGUCUCACUGUCCUUCAUUCAGGGCUCUGAGUUUCCUUUGGGCUGCCUUUCUAUCACAUUUGUGAAGGAUGGAUUUCUCAGCAGGGCUGAUGCUGCCCAAGAUAAGUAUAUCUGUCCACAUUAGUCAUUUUAGUCGAUUCCAACAGGUGAGACUUGCUUUCUACAAAGCAUCCCUUAGAAGUCCAUGCUGGGCAGACAUUGAACACAGUGCCUUAUUAUGUUUCUCCCUUGAAUGCUUCAGUGUUUUGAGUCAUACUCUAGAAUGGACUGACACUAGGACACACUCAGGACUUUUUUAGUUGUAUUUUAUACCUGUGAUUUUAUCUCACAUAUCUUGGUAGGAUGGAGGAGACAGAGGUCUGUUGUCAUCUACUGUCGCUGGGUAAUAAGGAGGGAGCUCUGGACUCAAAGCAGCUGGCUUCCACAGCUGAAGGUUUUACAUUACGUUUUCAAUUAAGUUGCCAACGUUUUAACAACUGGAGAAUGGUAUUCCAGGCCCCAAGAAACUUUGCUUAGGAUUGAUUCUGAGAUGACACUGUGUGCUGGCAAGGAGCAUUGGGGGGCACAGUUGUUGUUUGGUAUCCAGGCAGUUGAGCUGAGGCAUUCAUAGGAUGUCUUAGAAGACAUUGUGGUAUGGUGCCACCUCUGACCACACAGCCUCUGCCUCACGCCUGCUUGGUACACUAAGGGCCAGCCCUGCAGGGGCUGUACCCAGCUUGGCCUUAGCCCAUCUAAGUGCUGUCAACUGGUCUCCCACUGUCACUCCCACUCAUUUCAUUUGGACACAGGAAAUGUUGAUAGAUAUUUCGUUAAAUUGGUGAGUUUGGUAAUAUGUUAGCUCUCAUUGGACAAGAUAGACGCCAUAUAGGAGGCUGAGGGUUAGGACACAGUAAAAUGAAUUUAACAGUUUCACUGCUUUCUCAAGUAGUUUUGAGUGCUGGGUCCUUAAAACCCAACUAUGCAUUUUUGUCUGAAAGUAGGCACUGAAGCAUUGAAGUAAGGUAAGGAGACAUCCUCUUCGACACCGCUGUUGACCGAGGAGCUCAGGGCCACUUUGAGUGUGAUGAGAUACCCAGGAACACGUGUGCCCACAGCUGAAGUUUUACAUUACGUUUUCAAUUAAGUUGCCAACAUUUUAACAACUGGCACACACAUGAGCCUACACACUUGAGCCUACACACAUGAGCCAGUUUUUCCUUAUUGUAGUGUCCUGUGAGACAGACCAGCUCCAAGCACUGCUUAGAACAACGGCUCACUCUGACCUUGCUACACAUCCAUUUGGGGUGGACUAUCAGACCAGGCAAGCCAGUCCUAAAGGCUUCUGUGAAGGAAACCACAGAAAGUGAAAGAAGCAGAAUUAGAAAGAGCAUUCCCCACUUGCAGUGUCCUUCUCACAGGGAAGUCAGACGGUGGAAGAUCUGCUGCAACCAUUAUCUCUGUUCUUUGUGUAUCAUGCAUUUAAAAUGAGAUGGAAAAGCAUUAGCAUACUGUGUAAAUAUGGACCUUUUCAGAUUAAAACGUUAAUGGAAAUGCUUUUAACUCAAACAGCAACAUCUUAGCUAUUUGUUAGUUCUCUUUUGUUGUCUUAUCAAAGUUUAAUGGAGACACUUUCAUAAUUGUUGUUGUGUGUACAUUUGAUUUUCAUAAAGAUGGUAGUAAGUCAAUGCAUUAACCCUCAUCUGUGUAUUAUUUGUUCACAAGUUCCAGAGGUUGAAGGACUGACUCUCACAUCUGUCCUGAGGUAGAGAGUAGGGGUGGGGACAAGGUACUUUCCCUCUCUCUGCCUUGUUUAUUUUGUACUGUAAUGAAUGUGAGUCACUCAGCUGCUUACCUGAACAUAACCUUAUGCUGCCCUUGGCUUGGCCACAUUUGUUAAAUCCUUAUUAUAUUGAUACUCUUCUUGAGGAGGAAAUCUCACCUUUUCUUUUUCAAGAGAUUCUGAGGCAGUCCCCACCCAAUCCAAAUAGGUAGCUGCUUGUGCAGGUCCUGUGCCCAUGGCUUGCUGUGGAGGAGUGUGGCUGAUGGCCUGGGAGGUGGGUUUUCCAUAAUCAUUUCCAUUUGCUAGUUCUCAUGUGAUAUGCAACGGUCCAAGAUGGUUAUCUGAAUCAGGAUAGAACACCCAUUAGUCAUUUUCCCCCCACAAAGCAGCAUUCUGCCUGAAGCAGGUAGAAGGCUUUGCUGCUCAUGGAAGCUGGUAGGGAACUUAAAAGGCAUGGGAGGGAGGACUGGACAGUGGUCGCUCCGGUGGGUAAGGAGAGUCUUAUAGCAUGGAUUGUUAGUAAUGUACACCUCUGAUGGGACUCCAAAGGGUGGUCCUUCACUUAGGUGUAGAGCCCCACAGAUGGACAUGUGAGGGAAUUCUUGGGGUGACAUAAACUAGAUAAAGGGCCUUUCUUGGAGAACUAGGCUUAAGGAAUAUCCCUGUCUUCUGUCUUUUGGUUUUCGUUUGUUCGUCUUUUAUUUUCUUGUGGCAUUAUUAGGCAGGUAAGCUUGAUGUAGACCAUUGACUGACCCCAGUCAAAGAUAGGUCCUAGUGAUAUAAGAACACUAGCCCAAAAGGUCUAUGCAGUAGUUAAGUAGUGCUUUUGCUUAUUAUAGGGUGCUCUGAGGGUCUUCUCUGUGUCCUCUGACCCAAGACAAAAUGCACAAGUCAGGAAGCACUUCCUUGUGCCCGAGCUGUGGGCCACCCUGGGGGCGCUGUCGCUGCUGUUUCCCUGCCCGAGAAUCAGCUUGAAUUCCCACUUCUGCUUGUUGGCCCCAGCUCUGGCUUUGCAUCCUUACUCUCAUGCCCAGUUGCUUAGAGAGAACGGGAGAACAGGUCUAAGGAAUUGUACCUUGAUGUGCUCUGCAAAGGAGAUAACGAAUGGGGCGCAGGGUAGACAAGAACAAGACCCCUCCCCACAGAGGAAGCCACUAGGAGCUUAACUCAAUUAUGGGAGAACCUUAGACACUUCACCAAAUUCUGCAAUGACAGCUGGGGUAUUUUAAAGUUUAUGAUGAAGUAUUCUUUUUAUAUUCUUAAAUAUAAACUUGGAAAGGCAUUUAGCCUUGAUUUGUUAAAUCCUAAGGAUUUCCUGUAAGGUUUUUUGCAACCUAUUUAGUUUUUGUCAUUUAAAAUGCCUAACUUCUUAGGUACACAAACCCAUGGCUUUGUGUACUAGAACCAGAGCAAUCCACUGAUUCAUAUUGGAUCCCAAGUAUACCUCCUGCUGGUAUCAGGUGUCAGAAGGGACAUUUGUUAGAUGCCUUACUUGACCUUCCUAGGAACUGUUGAUCAGCUACCUCUUUCUGUCAAGUGUUGGUAGAAUGGGCUGAAAAGACAGGUACUUGCACCGAAAGAGCUCUUCUUUUCCCCUUAGAUGUACAGUAGGAGAGGUUGUUAAGUGUUCUCUCUUUGCUUCCGUUUACUGAGUUUUCAAAGGUUUGUGGGAAAAUGUAGGUGAUUUAGAGAGAACCUUGUGUAGUUUUUCUUACGACUCAGACAGGUGGGAUGGACAGACAGGUGCAUGUUACUGCGUUCUGUGUCGGAAAGUAUAGUAUGCUCUAAGCAGUAGGCCUCUUGACUUUCUUACAUGACUUUCUGCUAAACUACUUUUCAUUUUAAGGGCACACGCAGCAGAGGCUGGUUUGGAGACUAACACAUUUUGCAUUCUGCAUUGUUGUCUUAGAGCACACACACGUUAGACAGCGGGUUGCAGCCACCCCACACUGACCGGCCGCUGAGGAGCAGAUAACCACUUGUUCUUUACUUUUUACAGGUGUGGGAUCCCGAUCCUGAGCUGUGUCCUCUGUGAGGACUUCCCUCCCAGGCUUCAAUCCAGAUGUUUCGUUUCCAGGUGCAGCAGCGCUGCCUUGUGCUUUCCUGUGACUUUAAGAGCAUCUGAUGUUCUGUUCUCUUCUCCCACUACGCAACCCACUGCCCUGCCCUGCCCUGCCCUGGCGGGGACUCUGGUUCCCUCCUUGCCUUCUGCUUCUCUUCCAUCUGGUUGACAACACCUAAGGUGUUGUGACUGUUCCCCCACCCAGUGCAUGUUCUUUCCCUCCAUUUCUGUGGCUUCCACGUCUGCAGUGGCCACUGAUACUCACUUGAGUCAGGCUCCCUCUGGCAGGAGGGAGCACUGUGGAUGUCUGCGCCAGGGCCAGCCACAUGUGCAGUUUCUCUGACCCUUUUGCCUUGACAGGUCUCUCCUUGGGAUUUGCUCCUCCAGAACCUGAAUUGGAGAGCUUGACCUUUUGCUUGUUAUUUUGCAGUUUGAUUUUGGGCCUAAAGAUGCCAGUGCUUUUCAGCUGUGGUGUGCAUGUCAUUAACUACCCCUCUCUGUUUUUACCCCUCUACCUUUGCAGGACCCGGGUCAUGGGUCAGUGUUAGUGGUAGCGUGCUCUCAUUCGCUUGGAAGUGGUGGCCAUGUGGCCGUUAUACAGCCUUUGCUGAUAUGGCCCUCAUCGUCGUGUAAUGUUUGUGCACCUCCCUGCUGUGCAGGCAGCUUGGAGUGCAGGCUGUGUUGCUGGGAGUGCGCUGGCUGCUUAGAAACCACGAGACACCACCUCACUUUCCUCUGGCCUCACUGUUUCUGCCAGUCACAUGCUCUUCCUGUAUGAGUGACACUGCCGUGCUUUCCUCCAGUUAUCCUUUGCAUUAACUACGUGGGAACUCUUGCAGGCUAUAUAUGUGAAGAAUAGUUGUGAUGUAGAUGGAAAGAAAAUGUAUUAUUGUGUGUAUCAUUUGUGUGCUUUCAUAGCAAAAAAUGUGUUUCAGUUGUACUGUAACCAAAAAUUCUGUCAAUAAAAUAUUUGAGGUUUUCCUGGC
Molecule: messenger RNA, 9870 nt
Organism: Mus musculus (house mouse)
Lineage: Eukaryota; Metazoa; Chordata; Mammalia; Rodentia; Muridae
Gene: Rbm33
Product: RNA binding motif protein 33
Exons: 19
Coding region: 550-4242 (1230 amino acids)
Biological process (GO): RNA export from nucleus; regulation of mRNA stability
Cellular component (GO): nucleus; cytoplasm
Molecular function (GO): N6-methyladenosine-containing RNA reader activity; lncRNA binding; nucleic acid binding
Source: RefSeq, a predicted model, not a curated record